Molecule: messenger RNA, 648 nt
Organism: Hypoxylon fragiforme
Lineage: Eukaryota; Fungi; Ascomycota; Sordariomycetes; Xylariales; Hypoxylaceae
Product: zf-U1-domain-containing protein
Exons: 3
Coding region: 1-648 (215 amino acids)
Biological process (GO): spliceosomal snRNP assembly; mRNA 5'-splice site recognition; mRNA splicing, via spliceosome
Cellular component (GO): U1 snRNP; nucleus
Molecular function (GO): pre-mRNA 5'-splice site binding; zinc ion binding
Source: RefSeq, a predicted model, not a curated record
AUGCCGAAAUUCUUCUGCGAUUACUGCGACGUCUACCUGACCCACGACUCCAUGAGCGUGCGCAAGGCUCACAACAGCGGUCGAAACCAUCUACGAAAUGUCGUCGAUUACUACCAACAGAUAGGCCACGAAAAGGCCCAGUCCGUCAUCGACUCCAUCACUUCUUCGUACGCUGCUGAGGGCCAGGCUCAUGCCAAUCCUAUGCUUCCUCAAAACCAACCCGGAGGAGCAGCAGCCGCAGCCGCCGCAGCACAGGCUGGCUUUCCUGGGAUGCCACCACCUCCAUUCAACUUCCCGGGCGGCAUGCCACCUCCUUUCCCCGGAAUGCCUGGUAACUUGCCACCCCCACCUGGUGCAUUUCCUCAGGGCAUGCCUCCUCCUCCAGGCCAAGGCGGUCGAGGUCUUCCGCCACCACCAUUUCCUCCGGGACCAGGCGGUUUACCCCUCCCACCACCUGGCGCCGGCCUUCCCUUCCCGCCACCGGGUGGCCUCCCAUUCCCACCUCCGGGCGCACUCGGUGGCAACGCCCCUCCCUUCGCGUUCCCCGGCAUGCCUCCACCUGGACAGGGCUUUCCUGGUGGACCGACACCGCCUGGAGCUGGUGGUUUCCCGCCUCCUCCCGGACACUCUGGGCCUCCCGGACGCUAG